Eurytemora carolleeae is the source of this 4512-nucleotide messenger RNA. Its product is annotated as protein toll. The transcript has 9 exons. Gene Ontology annotation, cellular component: membrane. Gene Ontology annotation, molecular function: protein binding; transmembrane signaling receptor activity. The record is from RefSeq and is a predicted model, not a curated record. Bases 450 to 3926 code for a protein of 1158 amino acids. Gene Ontology annotation, biological process: toll-like receptor signaling pathway; immune response. NCBI's taxonomy places the organism in Eukaryota, Metazoa, Arthropoda, Copepoda, Calanoida, Temoridae.
UCUGAAUCCCUCCAGUGGAAUUGUAAACCCUCUAGAUGGAUACAAAAUCCCUCCAGUGGAAUUAUAAUCCUGCUGGGAAGAUAUCUAAAUCCCUCCAGUGGGAUUUUAGAGCCCUAGGGAGACUAUCUGAAUCCCUCCGGUGGAAUGUAAAUCACACUGUGUAAAGUUUCAAUUCAAUAAUUGUAAUUUCUCAAACCCCUCCGGUGAAAAUAACAUCCCUCCGCCAGUCUCCAGUGGAGUCCAUAUCUUCCUACUAACUUCUUUGACGCGUGUGCUAGUGCAAUGCACGGAUAUAAAACCGGAUAAUCAACUCAUUCAUCAAACAGACUCUUCGUGAAUAUGUGACAAGUUAAACUUUAAGUGAUGUGUAGAAAAAUCAAUCGUGAUAAUACAUCACAGUGAGAUAAAAAUGUCUUAAAGUCACAUCACAGUGGAUUAAAAUUGGUGAAAUGUCUGAUAACAAACAGACGAAGAUGUCAGCGAUGCUAUUUCUUCUACUUUUGCUUCUACCCUACGCUGUCAAAGGAUUUACGUGUUCGGACAACAAGGUUGGAAGUUGUUUCUGUGAUUUCGACCAGCGAGCUGAUUAUGAGAUCCAUUGUCCCUAUAUAGAGUCCAAGUUCUCUAUAGCACUAGAUGUUGGAAGACAGGCGUCUGUCACUUGCAAUCCAGCAACCACAUAUAUAGAGAUGGUAGAAUACCUUCAAGGAUUAGACCUGGGCAUAUUGAAACAUUUGAAGAUUGUAAACUGUCCUGUUCCUGAGGAUAGUUUUCAGGAUUUGAUAUUCAAUCAAAUGGGUGCUAAAGGAGUGUUGGCCUUCCAGUUCCGGAAUGGGAAGAGCUAUGACCGGCAGCUGCUACCUUUCCAUUUUAAGAAUUUGACCGAGCUGAUACAGCUUGAUCUUUCGGGCAGUCUCUUGGGAACACCGGUCAAUAGUGAGUUCUUUACAGGGAUGGAUAACUUGAAAUUCCUGGAUUUGAGUGGGAACAAAGGAAUGAAUCUACACUCUGGAACGUUCCAAAACCUUACUAGUCUAAUAACAGUGAACUUGGCAGACUGUGAUUUAGCGGAACUUGACGAAGAUUUGUUUUUAAGUCAAACAAAUCUUACAUCUCUUAAUCUACAUUCAAACCUACUAUCUGAGCUGAAACCCAACAUUUUUCGAAAUCUGAACAGUUUGGAAUUGCUUUUUAUUAAAGCCAACAAGCUGACCAGCCUACCUACUGGCAUAUUUGACCCACUGAAAAAUCUUACCAGUAUUGAUAUGGGGUUCAAUAUGUAUCAAAGUUUACCAGAAAACAUAUUUUCCAAAAAUACUAAGUUAAAAGAUGUUGUUUUUAUCAUAAACGGAGAAUUUUGUGGAGGUGGGGCAGCUGAAUGUGCAGAUAAAGUAAAAAAGAUAGAUCUACCCUCAACCUUGUUUCAAAACCCUAGUAUAGAGUCCAUUAAAAUCCUCCAUGUUCCUUCCAACACCAUUCCCUCAAACAUCUUUAAAGGCGCUACCAACCUCAAGAAUGUAACAAUACAAUCAUCUUAUUUGGAGGAUUUACCAGUUGGACUUUUUAGAGAUUCUUCAAGCAUAGAAAAGAUUGAUUUCUCUGGAAACCUUAUUCGAAACCUCACAUCAGGUGUUUUUGAUGGCCUGCGAAGUUUGACAACCCUAAGGCUUCUUAAAAACCGCAUCACCAAAAUUUCUGACAUGAUAUUCAAAGAUCUGGACUUUCUUGAAAGCCUGGAGCUUCAAGAUAACCUGAUCAGCAAAAUUGACCGAGAUGCUUUUGUGUUCUUGAAGAAGUUGAAGCAUCUUGAUUUAUCAAGCAAUAGCUUGGUUUACAAUGCUGGCGACGGGAAUUCAUUUCUGUCCUCGCAGGUUUUCCAAGAACUAGUGUCAAUCAAUCUCUCAAAAAACUCGUUCUCAACAAUCGAAGAAAAUAUUGUGGCAAAUUGUUUAAAGUUGGAAAAAUUAGACCUAAGCUACAAUAGUUUCAGAGUGCUUCAUAUGAUAGAUUUUAACUUUGUGAAAAGUAAAAAGAUAUUGUUUGAUCUGUCGUAUAAUCAAAUUGAACGAGUUCCAUUAACACCAGAUAGCAGAGCUGAGCUCUCUUUUAAAAAUAAAACUGAAUCCUUUGAUUUGAACAUAUCUGGCAACCCUUUUAUUUGUGACUGUUUUAUAAUAGACUUGAAGAAAAAAUUUGAAGGAACUCUGGAUACAGUUUAUGACAAAGCUUUCACGCUUGUUCCGUCCCAAAAUGUGAAUUGUGGACCCAAAUCUCAUCCUGAUCUCAUUGGAAAAUCUCUGCAAUCAGUUGAUUACGUGGAUCUAAACUGCCAUUUUCCUUCUGAUUUAAUAAGCAGCAAAUGUCCCAACAGAUGUGGCUGUUCAUGGAAUAGAUUUCUGUCCCGAGUGCUUGUGAACUGUACGCGGCAAAAAAUGAAUAAGUUCCCGGAUUUUCUGCCAUUGUUCAAGGAUUUCAAGGAUUCAAAACUUGAGAUCCAUCUUGAACAUAAUCUGAUUUCAAACCUGACCGAGGCUGUGCAGCACUACUUCGACCAGAAGGACUCCAACUUCAUGGAGAUUGAGUAUCUCUAUCUGACCGGAAACCUCAUCAAUGAAUUUCAUCAGAGCUCUUUGCCCCCUAACCUCAAGGCUCUUCACAUUGAUGAAAACCAAAUUGAAAGUUUUUUCAAAUCCGAUCUGAACUAUUUUGAUUCUCUGAUCAACCAGACUAAACUGGAAUUAAAACUGGGGAAAAAUCCGUAUUUAUGCAGUUGUGAUUCCCAGGAUCUUUAUCAUUUUUUGCGGGACCGAGGCUCAUUUAUCCUUGAUAAGUCCGACGUUAUCCUAGCUUGCCCUGACAACAUCACCCCUCUGGCUGAGUCUAAGAUCAGUGAUUUCUGUCUCUAUCUUCCUCCACCAGAGAUCAUUGCGAUCAUCAUUAUUGUCAUAUUUUUCCUGAUCUCGGCGAUCAUUCUUCUGUUCUUCUACACCUGCUAUAGAGAGACCAUUCUCAUCUGGAUCUACUCCAAGUCCUGGUCCAGAUUUCUGUUCACAGACGAGAUUAUUGACAGUGAUAAGCCUUAUGAUGCAUUUAUCUCUUAUUCUCAUCAUGACACAGACUUUGUUAAUCAGGUUUUGUUGCCGGGAUUAGAAUCUCCAGAUGAUUUUUCAUACAGGUAUAAGUGUUUGACCCAUCAGAAGGACUGGCUUGUCGGUCAACCCAUCCCGGAGAAUAUUAUAAACAGUGUACAGUCCAGUAGAAGGACUUUGAUAGUCCUUAGCAAGGACUUUAUCCAGUCCAUGUGGAGCAAACUAGAGUUUAGAGCAGCGCAUGCGCAGGCCUUGCAGGACAAAACACAGAGAGUUGUGAUAAUAGUGCGUGGUGAGCUGCCUGCUGAAGAGGAUAUGGAGGAGGAUUUAAAGAAGUAUAUUAGGAUGAAUACUUACAUUGAGUCAGAGAAUCCAUGGUUUUGGCAGAGAUUAAGAUAUGCUUUACCUCACAGAGGUGGAUUCUGGCAAAGAAGGAGAAAUCAAAGAACAAGAAAGGAAACUGAUCAACUUGAGCUUAUGCGGGCACAGGUUGAAGCUGAACUAGGUAAGAGUAGUAGAACUCCUAGUCCUCCAACUAUACAAACCAAUCCAUCAAAACCAAACAACGGUUUGGUCAACGGAAACGGGUUUUCAGGAAUAAACAACAUUUAUCCGGAACAAAACGGGCACGUGCGUGUACACCAUGAGACUAAUGGUCACGUGCACAGCGAUACUAACGGUCACGUGGACAGUGAGACUAACGGUCACGCGUACAGUGAGACAAAUGGCCGGGUGGAGAAGGAAAGAAGAGCGCAGGAAUAUCUUGAUAAAAUUAUUCCUCACAAAGCCAGUGAUGGAGGAAGAAUUGUCAGAGAUAUUCUGGGUUCUCAAAAAUAAUUAAAAUAAACUCGGCGACAGGCGGACAUUGGACAAAAACACUUUCAUCCGUUCACAAAAUUUCAUUAACAGAGUGACUAAAAGAAAUUUACUGACAUCACAGCUAUAAAGUAUAUAAACAAGCAAUAUAAGCAUGGAAAAAUAUUGUUGAAAUAUUUGUGAUGACAUUAUUUUUGAUACGAUGCUACAGUGAUAUUUAUUGGAUACAAUCUUAUAGUGAUGGAUAUUAAUAGUUGAUAUUGAUAAUUCCAUGGAUACUCAAUUCAUAUACUAUUUGUAUCCAAGUGCAAACUUAGUGGAGGAUUAUAAGCUCAAAUUAUUUUGUCAGCGAUGAUAAACACCGGUUAAACUUUAAAGCAAUAUUGCCGAAAGCAGUGGAAACUUUUGAACAGACUUAAUGAGUUUAACACAAAUUCUCCUUAAACGAAAUGCAUUCAAAAGCGGUUUAACCAAUGAAAGACCCUUUUAAUCGAUCCCCGAGGAGAUAACCUGGGUUAAACCCAAUUUCGUUUAAUCAAAAUUUUACAUUUUUCAAAGAUCUGAUUUGUUGCGUAUACUGUGCAAAUCUCAAUAAACAUUGGAAUUA